UCGGGAGCAGUCUCGCGAGAUACAAUGAAAUUUCAGCCGCAAAUCUGUGUGCUCUCGACCUCCCUCCAUUGGGAAAGAACUAGCCCGAAAAAAGGGGAGAAAAUACAGGCUACUAUGGAACGUCGCUAGUUAGCUGUAGAAAAAAAGAAUGAUACAUACUUAUUUGAUAGACUCGUUCUGUUGGACUGCAUGGUGUGUAUUAUGUUUUUGCGACGGGAGGUAAAAUGAAACGAGGACCGGGAUUUGGGAGCCUCACAACCUUGCAAAACAACCAGCAGAAAUUUCUUUAGCGAGCUAACUUGCUAGCUCAUGAAGAAGCGGUGGUAAACUUCGUAAUGAGCAAUUGCUACCAUUGGAAUUGACGGAACCCCACCUCAAUUAUGUGUUUUUAGAAAUUGGAUUCCUUUAUUUUUCCCAUGGACACUGAAAUUGCAGAGCUUGAUAUUACAUGUUAAGGAAUUGGGAAUUGCUUUGUUUACUGCUUGCUUGGUAACAGUAUUGAUUACAAACUGGCUUGUUAAUCGCUCCCUUCUGGCUUUGUGGGGACAGGCCAUGGACUAAGCAGCAUAUAACAGACAAGGUAGCUAGCUUGCGAGCUAGCUAUCGAUUACUGGGAAAUAUAGCUAAAUCAUUCAUACAUUCCGAAGCGCAAUCUCACAACAAUAACGUUUUAAAGAAGCAGAAGAUCACACUAACCCCGUGGUUUGGAUCAUGCAUGGGAUCAGAGAGUCCUUCAUUCGAAUGGGAUAAAUAGCCUAGUUAUCUACAAGAUAUUAACGGAGUGAUUCAAUCUAGGCUAUUGGAACAGUCAAAUAUCGAGUCAUCGGACAAAAAGGAAAACUACGAUGUCCACCGCUAAAGAGAAUCCCUGUAGGAAAUUCCAAGCGAACAUUUUCAAUAAAAGUAAAUGUCAAAACUGCUUCAAACCUCGGGAGCUACAUCUGUUGACCGACCAAGAUCUGAACCAGGCCAAACCUAUUUAUGGAGGCUGGCUGUGUUUGGCUCCAGAGGGGACCGACUUUGACAAUCCUAUGCAAAGAUCUCGGAAAUGGCAACGACGGUUCUUUGUGCUCUACGAACAUGGCUGCCUACGCUUUGCAUUGGACGAAUCGCCCAGCACACUGCCUCAAGGUACGGUCAACAUGAACCUCUGCUCUGAUGUGAUCGAUGCCGAGCCCAAGACCGGCCAGAAGAACGCCUUAUGCAUCAUGACGCCGGAGCAGGAGUACUUCAUCCGGGGAGACAACAAGGAGAUUAUCAAUGGAUGGACCGAACAGCUGGUGGUGUACCCAAGAACCAACAAGCAAAACCAGAAAAAGAAACGCAAGGUGGAGCCCGCCACAUCCCAGGAACCGGGUCCAGCCAAAGUGGCCGUGACGGGCUCGGGGAUCCCCGAGGCGGAGAAGGUUCCGGACUCCAGCUCCAUCAUCUGGCAGGAGGAACUGCAGAGCCGAGAGGCAGACGUGGGCCAGGUGUGGUCCUCCCCCGACAUGGCGCCCCUCGGGUCGCCCACCGCAGGUGAGGGCUCGUUUGUCAGCCAUAACUCGGACCAGGGCUCGGUGAACGGUGACGAGGUGGACCGGAGCCCCUUUAUCUGCGCGGCAGCAGUGCCCUCCCACGAGCUCCUGUCGCCGACGGGCAGCUCGUCCAGCCGCCACAGCUUCGGCGGCGAGGCGUGUGGCGGCGGAGUACCACGCUGCCUCUCCCCGGCGCCCAGCGACCCCUUCCCCUCGGGCAGCAGCCUGCUGUCCAACGGCUCGCACAUCAGCGGCUCCAUGAGCUCGCUGGACUCGGACGCCAGCGGCAGCACGGCGGCCAGCAGCGACAGCCACCCCGCCGCAGGUGUCCACCAUCACAAUCACCACCACGGCCGCGGGGUCCACGACACGCCGCGCUCGCGUCGCCUCGAGGCGGAGGCGCGCAAGGCGGAGAAAAGGAGCAGGGCGCACAGCCCCGAGGGACAGGAGACACCCCUCAGCCCGGAGAGGAGCGGGCGCUCCAACGUCAUCGAGAAGCUGGAGGCGCUGGAGCUGGAGAACACGGAGCGCAUGGAGGUGGAGGAGACGGGCCGCAGCGCCGCCCGACAGGGACGCAGCGAGAUCAGACGCUUCCACCGAGAGGAUCAGAAAUCUCAGCCGCUGGACUUCCAACACACGGCCCUACCACCACUGAGGCGGGCCAAGUCACUGGACCGCAGGACCACUGAGUCCGUCAUGACCCCUGACCUGCUGAACUUCAAGAAAGGUUGGAUGGUUAAGCUUGAUGAACAGGGACAGUGGAAGAAGUAUUGGUUUGUGCUGACCGACCAUAGUCUACGAUACUAUAAGGAUUCAAUUGCAGAGGAGGCCGCAGACUUAGAUGGAGAAAUAGACCUCAGUACUUGUUAUAAUGUUACAGAAUACCAAGCUCAACGAAACUAUGGCUUCCAAAUCCAUACGCAGGAGGGAGCGCACACCCUGUCGGCCAUGACUGCGGGAAUUCGGCGCAACUGGAUCCAGGCAGUGAUGAGGAACGUGCGGCCCUCUACCGCACCGGAUGUGGCCAGCCUCACUGACGACCACAACUCCGGCGCACCCCUGGAGGGCCUGGCCAGGCCUGACGUCACCCAGGACUCGCUGUCCUCCGAGGCGUCGUCGGUGGAGCGCGAGCCGGGCCCCAAGAAGAGCCGGGCGCGGGAGCGGCGGCGCGAGGGCCGCUCCAAGACCUUCGACUGGGCCGAGUUCCGGCCCAUCGCCCAGGCGCUGGCGCAGCAGCGGGCCAACGAGGCCGAGGCCCUGCAGGCCGAGCUCAGCGACUCGGAGCGCGGCCGCCGGCGGGAAGAGCGCCGCCGCCGCUACGGCUCGGUGGCGAGCGGCGGCUCGCCACAGGACUCCCCCGGCGGGAUGGACUUUGAGAGCGCCGAGGGCCAGCCGGGGAGGGAGGGGUCUCCGCCGAAUCAGCCGAAUCAGCCGCAGCCUCCGUCCCCGGAGAGGCAGAAGAAGGUGGAGGACGAGAUCGAGCAACACUGGCAGCAGGUGGAGAAGACGCCUCUCCGCGAAGAGAAGAGGGUGCCGCUGGCUACGGCGCUGCAGACGAGGGAGACGGCCGAGCUGGAGAAGCUGCUGGAGAGCUACAAGAAAGGGGUAGAAGACCUGAAGCAGCAGCUGGAGACAUGUCACCAGCAGCUAGCCGAGUCCAACCAGAACAAGCACGAGCUGGAGGAGCAGCUGCGCACUGCACUGGAGCGAGAGCAACACAUCCGCAUCGGAUACAUCUCGCAGCUGGAUUCCCCAUUGGGUCUUGAGGGCGAACUUGAGCCCCAGACGAAGAGGCCUGAACUGGUUAGUUCUCAAGCUCAGACAUUAACGCGGAAGUAUCAGGAAACCAAAGAGCUCCUGCAACUGCAAGAACUGAAAAAACGCAACAUGCAAGCACAGCUUGGCCUUUCACUCUCACACCUGUCCGUCAAGGAGCCUUGCACCCCUGAGCACCAAAAGCCUGACACCUUGGAGAGCCACCCCACUGAACCCAUUCUUAAUAAAACAGUCAGCUUCACGGUUCAGGAUAGUGAGGGCAUGAUUGAGGAGCUAGAGAAAUUAAUAUCAGGCAAGCCUCUAACUCUAAAGGGCUUAGUGUCCCUGCUACUCACUCAUAGCAGAUUUAGUAAUGAGAGCGCCUUGGAUAGACAGGAAAGAAAUGAACUGGGUAUGUCUGGAGACGUAAAUAGUUGUCAAAACCUUUUGGAAAACCUAAAGCAGCAGCAAGAAGUAGAGAAUGAGACCAUGAGGAUGAGCUUGGCUAAGGCUGGUGACAGCAUCCGCAACUACGAGGCACGACUGAUCACCAUGGAGGAUAUCCUCGGAAGGGUUCAGCGACAGAAGUUGGAAAGUUUAAAGAGCCCCUGUGGGCCGGCGUGUCAAAUUGAGGACUUAACAGAAAGCACAAACAGAGGUCUUUCCCAGAGGGUUGAGUUGCUAACAACAGAGAAUGAGGCGCUUAAUCAGCGGUAUCAAGAGAUAGUCAACCAGUUGAGAGAGGCAGACCGGGAAAUUGACAGGUUAAAGACGGAGUUGAGGACACACGGUAGGCAGGAGCAACCUGAUGCCUUAAAUAAAACCAAGAUCAAGCAAGUAGGAAGUGUAGACCGUUCGGUUGACCGUGCCUUUUAUGAGAGGGAGCUGAAUCUUAAGUCUCAGAAACUACAGGACGCACUUGUUAAAUUAGAAGCACUGGGGAACAAUCUGAAAGAUACUGAAAAGCGGCUUCAGUUGAAGGAAGCCACCCUAAGAGGUUUGGGAUUUCAGAUGGGCGACCGGGAAAGUCACGGUGGCGAUUUACAGCUGGAGAAGGAGGAGCUCAAACUUCAGCUGGAGGUUGCUCAGGCAAAACUCACCGAGAGAGAGCAGAGGCUUUCUGUCGCUGAAAAAGCCUGCCAAGAACUUCAAGCUCAGAACCUGGAACUUCAACGGAAGAAUCGAGAAAUUGAAAGAUUACUUAGUAGCAAACAGAAAGUAGUUGAUGGAGUUCUAGAAGCGAAUGUAGAAAUGACUGGUGUAGAGGUGAUGUUAGGUUUGAUUGACAAGGAAGGGGAUGUGUGCAAUAGCAUGGAGCAGGGAAGUGAAGGGCUUACUGUGGAAAAGUCAGGAGUUGAGAAAGUGAUUGAGGAAUUCAAAAUGAAGUCAGAAGCCAUUGGUGUAUUAGUUGAGAUGUUGGGAGAGGUAGAUGUGGAGAAAAUGGAGGGUGAUUUUAGGAGCACAUUGAGAGUAAUGUGUGGCCUUUGUCCUUUAGAUGAGCACGUGGAAGAUAGUCAGACAGGUAAGAGGUUGCUGCAGGAGGGAGAGUUUUAUAGUAGACUUUUAAGUGGUGCGGACAUUAGUCAAGUGAAUGAAGAGGGUGAGCAUGAAUGUAGGAAAGCAAGAGCUGUGACAGAGCAGAUGCUACUAGAGAAAAUGGUGUUGCUGGUUAUGAACGGACUGAAUACCAAAAGAAAUGUGGACAUGCAAAUCCAAACUGAAAAUGUGGAUGCAGACAUUGUGGAUACAAGGCAAGUAAUUAAAGACCUUACAGACACAAAGACUUGCACGUUGAUCAUCAAUGAUCUCAUUUAUAAUUUACAAGAGAAACUGCUGUGUAUGAACCAAAUAGUUUCGACUUUGAAGACGUCUCCGAAUGAACACCUCCAGACCUUGCUUGCAAUGUUAUCCAAUUAUACAUGUCCAAAACGGCAGUGGUCGCAAUAUGUCCAAGAGGCAGUUUUGGAAGCACAUUGCUCUUAUUUGGAAUGCAAGCAGAAAUGCUAUCAGGAGAGAGUGUUUCAAGAAUUACAGUCAUCAGAUCUCAUCAAAGGUGACUGUGUAAAUUGUGUCAAACUAAGAGGGCAGAACAAGGAUCUGUCAUCCAAGUUGGAUGACUUGCAAAACCAGUUGGCGGUUCUUCAGAGCCCCUCAAGCAAAGACAUGAGCCCAGUCACACACAUACAGAUUGAAGGGGAGCCCAUUGACUCCAUGGAUAAGGCAAUCCAGCUGCAGGACAUGGAGGCCAAGCAUAAGAGAGAACUCCGUCAGCUGAAGGACACCAAUGAACAGGAGAUGUGCAAGCUGAGGCAGGACAUGGCCAAGAUGGGAGAAACUCUCCGGCUUAGGUCUGAGGAGAACGUGAAGGAGAUCGACUCCUUGACCAUCUGCAUGGAGAACUUGAAGAGAAAGCAUGAGCAGGAGCGAAGCUCCCUGGUGGAGCAGUUCAAGCAAGAGAUGGAGGAUCUAAAGAGUGCUGUGGGCUUCAAAGAAGGCCAGGACCAAUCCGGCUCACUUAAGGAGCGUAUCCAAGAGUUGGUCGCCCAGGUGGCGAUCAUGACCGAGGGGAUGAAAGCCCGCGACCGCGAUGUGGAGGCGUCACUGCGCCUGAAAUUCGAGAAAGACCUGGAAAACCUGAAGGCUACGUGUGAGCGGGGCUUUUCCGCCAUGGAGGAGUCGCACCAGAAGGUGAUCGAUGAACUGCAGAAGAAGCACCAGCGGGAACUGGAGAAGCUGCAUGACGAGAAGGAGAGGCUCUUGGACGAGGAGACGGCGGCCACCAUCGCUGCAAUUGAAGCUAUGAAGAAUGCACACCGAAAUGAGCUGGAGCGAGAGCUGGAUAAGGCCCGCAAAGCCAACAGCAACGAUGAAAACGCUGACAUCGAUGAGAUCCGCAGGCUGCACGAGGAGGAGCUGUGUUCCUUCACGAGGGAGAUCGAGGUGCUGUCCGAGCAGUACUCGCAGAAGUGCCUGGAGAACGCCCACCUGGCCCAGGCCUUGGAGGCGGAGCGACAGGCCCUCCGGCAGUGCCAGAGGGAGAACCAGGAGCUCAACGCGCACAACCAGGAACUGAACAAUCGUCUUGCUGCCGAGAUCACAAAAAUGCGGUCUAUGACUAGUGAGGAUGGCGAUACAUGCACAGUAAUUCAGGGGAAGGAGUUGUAUGAGCUAGAGGUCAUGUUGAGGGUCAAGGAGUCAGAGGUUCAGUACCUGAAGCAGGAAAUUAAUUCUCUGAAAGAUGAGCUCCAGGCUGCCCAAAGAGACAAGAAAUACGCUGGGGACAAGUACAAAGACAUCUACACGGAGCUGAGCAUCGUGAGGGCCAAGGCGGAGCGGGACCUGGGCCGACUGCGGGACCAGCUGCAGCUGGCCCACGAGGCCCUGGGUGAGCCCACGCCAGAGGAAAUGGAACGCAGCGGCUACGAUAUCAUGAAGUCCAAAAGCAAUCCUGACAUCCUCAAAAUGGCAGCGGCAGCAGCCAAACGCUCUGAGCGCACUUUGAGGUCAAAGUCUGUGACUCGUGACAUGCCCUGGGACAGCUAAGGGCUGCCUGAGGACCCUAUUGACUUCCUCCUUUAGAGUCUGAAGGAGGGACUGACUGCUGAGCAGAGACUCCACUUGUUUGAUAACAAGGACACCAAGGAGUUCUGACAUUGAAGCAUUGACCCUUCCUAUGCUGCAUGAUAAGAGGCUGCCUCCCCGACACACCCCAUCACUCCUACCCACCCACUUCCCCACACACUAUAUUUUAGCCCAGUAAUUAACCAUUUAGAAACACACUGGUCACAAUGAGUCCUAUAUUAUAACGUGGUAUGACGUUUGAAUUUUAUGUCUAUAGAGUAUGCAUUUCAUGCACUUCUGUUACUGUGACAUUUUUUAUCUCCAUUGCCAUGUCUUAAUGUAAAUACUGUUUAUUAUUUUUUAAGCAUCUAUCACAUACACUAAAUAUGUUUGUGUAAGCUACUGUUUUAACCUCUUAGUUAUGUGUGAAUAGUCAAAGGAAUACAUAAAUGUGUACUGGAUGAUCAACAACACACCACACGAUAAAUGAUGUGUAUGUGGAACCAACAUUAGAAUGUUGCCAGGUCUAUGUACGCACUAUAUCCUAGGUGCUGUGAGUAUGCACAUUUCGAAGACUCAAAACCCCUUAUAACGCACAGAGCUGGCUAUGCUGUGUUGCUCUUGAGGAGGAGGGAGAAUGGCUGUAUCGUUAAGAGAAAAGUUGAAACCUGCUUAGUAGCAUAAUAUUCCAUAUUAAUCUUUGUGAGCUAUCUGACCACUUGAAAGGAACCAUUGAUGUUAUCAACUCAAUACACCUGGAAGGUUUAGGUUGGGGAUAGAUAUAUGUAUAUGCAAUAUAUGUAUAUCAUUUUUAUCUCCAUAAUCAUGUUGGUCUACUCUGAGUGGGAGUUAUUUUUCUGUUUCCUCCAUCAAAGUUGAUUAUGUUUGCAGUGUUGUUCAGUGGCAGACCCCUUUAUAUUUAUUUAAUUGUCAAAAAGAGUUUUGUCUCACAUUUCCAUUUCUCUGUUAUUGUAAAUAUACAGCAAAUAUUCACCAACUGACAACAGGUUUAUUAGCAAUAAAUAUUUUUGCACCCUG
Messenger RNA from Clupea harengus (Atlantic herring), 7871 nucleotides. It is a transcript of the gene mpripb, whose product is annotated as myosin phosphatase Rho interacting protein b. Gene Ontology annotation, molecular function: actin filament binding. Gene Ontology annotation, cellular component: actin cytoskeleton. The record is from RefSeq and is a predicted model, not a curated record. Lineage: Eukaryota; Metazoa; Chordata; Actinopteri; Clupeiformes; Clupeidae.